GUCAGGCAGUUCCGCAGCAGACCGUUUGCAGCAUUAGUCCAGUGGCAGCUAAAAGACUCAGAGACACUCAGAGAGACAGAAAACUGGUCAGUGACUUAUAUGGGACAUAAAGAUCUAAAGAGGAGAUAGAGACAGACUCUAGCUCUGUGUGCCAGAUAGCCCCGGCAGUCUAGGCCUAUAGCAGCAUAACUAAGAGCUGGUUCAAAUCAGCCCUGACUAUAGGCUUUAUCAAAGAGGAAAUAGUCAUACAUUUAAGAGAAAAUUAUCAAAUUUAUGAGAAUAAAGUCUCUAAUAAGAGUAAAGUUUUGAAAAUGUUCAUUAAUAAAAGUGAGGUCAUAGUUUGACAAGGAUAAAGUCAUAUUUACAGGUUGUUAAUUCAACGUGUACAGUCUGCAGCCAGCCGCCUGCACUGAAAUGAGGAAUUUGAAUCAUCUUGUGAAGUUACACUCAAACAGCUGAGGACAAGCAAAGGUAACAGGAGUUGCACAGGCCCACAGAACAGACAGACCACUGACAUAUGUCUUUAUAUCUAAGGUGGAAUAACCAGGUUGAAGGAAGAGGGAGUCUGUGCUUUUUAUAUAAUUUGUAUGAAUACAGGGAAACAGAGUUAUCAAACAUCACAGGAGCUUCUUGUCCUCGAAGGCCACUGUCUAUUCACAGGCCAGAGGGGUGAGCAAGGGAGUGUUCCUGUCUGGAAUCUGACCACUAGAUGGCGCUGAAUAAUACUUUUUCUACACACAGAAGCUCUUAGUACUGUGUUGGCUGUUGAAUGAUUUUUGUAUUUGGUAUUAGCGCAGGUGAAUUUAACAGUAGGCAAAGAAAUGAGUGGACUAUACAGAUGAUGAAAUAAUUUAAGGCUUUAUAAUCCCGGGAGUAGUGGGGGGCGUGGUUAAUAGAGUGGGCGGGGCCAACUGGCCGUCUCCGCCUGCAGGAAGAGGCACAGAGACAAACACACACAGCUGCCCACUCCGAGGACUCCUAUCUGAGGCUCAGCUGCUCCGACUGCACGUACAGGUGAGUCCAUCAAGUUGUGUUACCGAGGAACCAAUCAGAUAUUCGGUCAGUUAAUCGAUAAUUCAUCCUCUUUAGUACGCCGAAAGAGGGUGUAAAUCGAGGUUGAUAUGUAAGACAGAGAAGGAGCAGGAGAUGAAAUUCACUGAUUUAAGGGUUAUUCCCUUAAAUCUCUCACAGCUGUUUUUUUCUCAUAGGAUGUUUUCAUGACUGGUUUGAAAAUGUUUGAAGGCAUUGACAUGUAUAAGAGACAGCACAUCACAGAGUUUGGUGGUUUCAGACUGAUCGCAAAUAAACUUUUUAAAAUAUUCAAAAUUUAAAUUCACAGUGUCUCACCUGACCAACCCCUGUUUUCUAAUACAAUUUGAUUUUUACAUUUAGUCCAUAGAACACUUAAAAAUAUCUUCAGUACAACUUUUAUCCUCUUUUACUUUUAAUCCUUUCAUUUCCCCUCUAAUUAUGGAUUUCCUCUCACAUGGCUUAGCUUUAAAUGACUCAUUUUUUAAAAAUUGAAUUAUCUUAAUUGCUGUUAUGGAUCAUUUUCAUCACAUUCAUUAAGUCAAUUACUUUAUUUGCUUUUAAAAGGUUUGAUCUUCAAUGUCUUUAUUGCAUUUACCUCUUUUAAAUUGCUUUAGCUGCUUUUUUUAUUUCUUUUACAGUUUUUACUAAAUUCUUAAAAUUCUCUUAAAAAUGAAAGUGCAAUACAUCUAAAUGAAUCAUAAUUAAAUUGAUCUAUUUAAAGCAUUUCAUCCGUCUUUAUUGUUGUAAUUAUUUUUUACUUCUGGUGAUUUCUUAUCAGCUUUUAUCCAUUUAUCUGGUUUAUCUCUUUCAAAGCUUUAAUCUUUCUCAUUUAUCUGUUUUUUUUUCUUUUUUGAGGCUCUGAUCUUUUAUUCAUUUACCUGGUUCAUCUUUUUUAAAGCUCUGAUCUUUUAAUCUUGUGUCUGUUUCUCUGCCUUAUUUCCCUCCUGUUUGUCACUUUAAACUUUAGAUUUCUUUGACCUCAUUUAAAUUGUUAUCCUUUUUUUAUUUGCUCACAUCAACUCUCUUCUUUGGUCCUCUUACUCUCCAUUUAUGUCCUCAAGUUUGUGUUUUUUAUUUUUAUCGUUGUUGUUAUUCAGAUUUUUUAUGCUUCUUUGUUCUUCAUGCUUUUGUCUGUUGACCAAAGCGCUUUGUUUUUGAGUUGCUUAAUAGCAACAAUCAAUGUAAUUGAUUUUUACAGUGCAGUCCUCAAACUUCACAGUGAGGACAUUUAUAUUUGAAUAUUUGAGGAUAUUUGAUGUUCAAAUCAGUUUACAGUUUGCAUUUAUGUGCAACCAAGUAAAACAGAUUUUGAGAUUUUAAGAAGUUAAGACGUUAAGCAAAUAGAUAAAGGAAAUCAUAUUUUAAUUCUUGUCGCGCAGCUGCUGUUUGGAGCUAUUUUGUCUGAUGAAGCUUUAAAAGUCUGCUCAGAGCUUCUGUGUUUGUACACGGUGAUGAAACAGAUUGAAAUGAACACUGAGGUUUCUUUAUAAUCUACAAAGCAAAUAGGACCAUCCACUUAAAGGAAGAGUGUGUAGUAUUUAGGGUCACAUGUGUAGCAUCUAGACAACCCUGUGUGUGAAACUCACAUAUUCCUCACAGGAAAGGUUCCUUAUCUGGUCUCAAGACACUGGAUCAUAUAAAUCUUUCCAGACUUGUUUGUACUUUCAGAUUACCCAAACCAAUUUGGUGAAAAGAGACAGAGUUUCUGUUACCUUUCAAACUGACUACAUUUCUCCAUAUGUGUUUAGUAUCAAAUCUGUUGUUUUGAAACAAGCAUUCAAUAACAUUAAUUAUAGUGAGUGAAGAUCAGAUCUGACUACUUUACCAGCCAAAAGUGUAAGUUGGAUCAAAUAAUCAGGGAUCCUGAAGGUCUCCCCUCAUGGAGCUGCAGCUGGAGACCAGUGACCCCUCCUCUCUCUCCACACACACACACACACACACACACACACACACACACACACACACACACACCCUGGGGACACUCCCAGUUUGAAAGAGAUAAAACCAGUGAAGUUGGGGUGCUCACUCUCUUAGUUUCUUUAGUUUGCAGUAGGCAAACAAAUGCGGAACUUGCAGUAUGCCAAAAAUACCCAGAUGACAUACUGAUUCGGGAAAAUUUUGCAGUAGGCAUCGAACCAGCCUGCUUCACCUACUGUUACCCACAAUGCAAAGCACCUGGGCAGACGGCAGAAUAGUGGAGAGCGGCGAAACUUUCCACCCAAGUAUUCAUUUUCAAAGAGGACAGUGAAGAUUUCUCCUUCCGACAGCCUGUCUUCUCCUCCUUCUUUCAGCAUUAUGUGUGCAAACUACUGACAAGAAUGUAAUGUUUGUUACCAUACCAUACAGUUUUUAUCCUGUAUUUCCCUCACCUCAAAUUUUCCUGCUUCUCCUCAUCCCUUAUUCUGUACGGUCCGUACUGUUUACCGCUCACAGCGCGUGCCAUCAGCAAUGUUAACAUCACACAGCUGAACAGGCAGCUGGCAUUAAGGGGGUCUAAAGCUUUAAUGCAGAAAGGUGAGUAAACGUUAAUGCAGUUAGACUUAAUCAGUAGCCAAGAUGGUAUUUGAAAUAAAUUGGCAUGAGACAGGAGUUUGUAUUAGAGGGUUUUUUACUGUAGUUUUCAAACUAUCGGGACAAAGCAAAAUAGGACCACACCACGCAGACGCCUUCAGUUAACAUGUUUAGCGAAGAUGCAACUUCUUUCAUUUAAGCAGAAACGAGGACAACGUAAUUGACAUAACUUUGCUGUAUUUACAGUGCCAUAGUGAGACUCAAAUGCCACCAGAUUGACGAGUCAUUUCAUAGACAGAACACGUUUCGAUUGCUGGUAUUGGGCUAAAAUAUCCAGAAAAAAUCAAAUUGAAACACAUAAAAGAUUUUUUUCAUCGCCUAAAUGAAUGGGCAAUUUACCAGGGUACAACGUACUUUUCCAUACCAGAAACCAGCUAAAUCGGGCCAAGCAUACUACAUAAUACCGACCAAUUUGCAGUCAUACUGCAUACUACUAUCGAACACAUUACGCAGUAUGUACUGCAUACUGCAGUCGGCAGGAGUGUGCAGUAGGCCAAUUUGAAAACAGCCUUAAGGUCCUUACACACCAGCGAAUUUGCGGAGCGAAGUGAAAAAGCGAGAUGAAAAUGCGAAUAUUCCCCGGUCCGAAAAAUUGCUUUCGUCUAUACACACCGGGCGCAAAGCGAAUAUGCGUAUAUAUUUUGCAAAGUGAAUUAAUAAAUAUAUAUUGUCUUUGCCACGAGUUCUUUCACGCUAUGGAGGAGAGGAGAACAAAGAAAUUGAGUCAACAACAUCCUCAAGCGAUGAUGAGCUCGUUGUGAUGCUUUUGGCAAAAAAGCCUUCGUGACUCGAGCGCCCUGAGAGUGGCAGCAAGUCACAUCAGCUCCUCACAGACUUUACGUUUUUGCCUUAAUUGCCUAAUUUAUCUUUCUUUUUUUCAGCAGUGUUGUGUCUUGCAUAUUCCAACCAUGGAUGUGCAUUUCAUGACUCUUGCACUUUGUUUUCUUUUACUUUUCGGAGUUUUUAAGUUCGCGACCGGCGACCCAUUCAGCGGCCCCAUUGUUUACAGCUGUGAACAGCUGUUGGCGCUGCGCCAAGCCCGGCCACCUUCGUGGGAGAGACCAGACAUCCCCGCUAAGCUCUGCAGGAGAAGAAGAGGAUGCAGGGCUGGAGUUCAGCAUCGGGCAAAGCGGAGACGUUAUAAACCAACUGUCCCGUCCAUCAUCAUGGGAAACGUGAGGUCUCUCCCCAACAAGAUGGAAGAGCUCACAGUGCUGACUAGGCUGCAGUGGGAGUAUCGGGAGUGCAGCCUCAUGAUGUUCACAGAGUCAUGGCUGAACGAACUCACUCCGGACCCGCUCGUAACUUUGGAAGGAUUUCACAUCGUCAGAGUGGACUGGAGCGUUAGAGAGAGUGGUAAGAAGAAAGGAGGCGGGAUAGCAGUGUAGAGAUGGUGUAAUGCUGGGCACGUCAGUGUUAAAGAGCAACUUUGCUCUGAGGACAUUGAGCUGCUGGCUGUGAGUUUGCGGCCAUAUUACCUGCCGAGGGAGUUUUCACACGUCAUUGCGUUAACUGUUUACAUCCCCCCCUCGGCUGAUGCUGCUGCAGCCUGUGAACUCCUCCAUAGUGAAGUGUCCAAGCUACAAACAUCGCACCCUCAGUUUCUGAUCAUCAUCUCUGGAGACUUUAAUCAUGCAUCGCUCUCCUCCACUCUCCCUACCUUCAGCCAGUAUGUAAACUGCCCAACAAGAGACAAUAAAACUUUGGACUUAUUGUAUGCAAACACCAAGCAUGCAUACACCUCCUCCCCCCUCCCCCUGCUGGGCCGCUCAGAUCACAACCUGGUGAGACUGCAGCCCAUUUACAUACCUAUGGUGAAGAAACAACCCCCCACCAUCAGGUAUGUUAAGAGGUGGUCACUGAGGCGUUGCAGGACUGUUUUGAGACUACAGACUGGGAUGUACUGUGCGGCCCACAUGGUGAUGACAUCGAUACCAUGACAGACUGUAUCACAGACUAUAUAAACUUCUGUGUUGAGAACACCGUACCCACCAGGAAAGUACGGUGUUUCUCCAACAGGAAACCCUGGGUGACCCCGGAACUUAAAGUCCUCCUGAAGGAGAAGAGGAGGGUCUUUAAAUCUAGGGACAAGGAGGAGCUGAGGAGGGUGCAGAAGGAGCUGAAGAAGAAAAUCAGAGAGGGAAAGGCCAGCUACAAGACCAAGAUGGAAAACCUUUUGCAACAGAACAACGCAAGGGAGGUCUGGAGAGGCCUGAAAUCCAUCUCAGGUCAUAGCAGGGGCUAUGAGAGGGGACCUGAAGCAGGAGACAGGGAGUGGGCCAACGAGCUGAAUCUGUUCUUCAAUAGAUUUGACUCUUCUCCCACUCCUCCCCCGACUCAUCAAACCAACGAACCGUCUGCUGCUUCUUCUUCACACCACCUCAGUCCCAUGGCACCGGCAUCAUCAACCCCCCUCCACUCAUCCACCACCACCCCCUCCAGCACCACCCCCAGCCUCUCCAUAACAGCUGACCAGGUGAGAAGUGAGCUGAGGAAGAUGAAGCCAAGGAAAGCCACGGGUCCUGAUGGCAUCAGCUCCAGACUCCUGAGGGACUGUGCAGACCAGCUCUGUGAGGUGCUACUGCACAUCUUCAGCUUGAGACUGAGUCUGGAGAGGGUCCCAACACUGUGGAAGACUUCCUUCGUGAGUCCUGUCCCCAAGACAGCACACCCCAGGGAGCCCAACCACUUCAGACCUGUGGCCCUCACACUUGUGCUGAGGAACCUCCGCCCCCUGGUGAGCUCUCAUCUGGAUCCUCUGCAGUUUGUGUACCAGCCAAACAUCGGGGUGGACGACGCAGUCAUCUACCUGCUGCAGAGGUCCAUGGCCCACUUGGAGAAUACCGGCAGCACUGUGAGGGUCAUGUUUUUUGACUUCUCCAGUGCUUUCAACACCAUCCAGCCUUCACUGCUCAGGGGGAAACUCGAGUGGACUGUCACCUAGCCGCAUGGACCGUGGACUACCUCACCGACAGACCACAGUUUGUGAGGCUUCAGAACUGUGUAUCGGACAUGGUGGUCUGCAGCACAGGGGCUCCACAGGGGACAGUGCUCUCCCCCUUCCUCUUCACCCUGUACACCUCAGACUUCAGCUACAACUCUGGGAGCUGUCACCUCCAGAAGUUCUCUGAUGACACAGCCAUCGUCGGAUGUGUAUCGUCAGGGGAUGAGCGGGAAUACAGGACUGUCAUCAGUGACUUUGUCAACUGGUGUGGCACAAACCACCUCCAGCUCAAUGCCAGUAAGACAAAGGAGAUGGUUGUGGAUUUCCGCAGGAGGAGGACACCUCAGACUGUCCCAGUGAACAUCCAGGGUCUGGACAUCGAGAUGGUGGAGUCCUACAGAUUCCUGGGUGUCCACCUCAACAACAAACUGGACUGGUCAACCAACACAGACGUACUGUACAAGAAGGACCAAAGUCGUCUCCACCUCCUGAGGAGACUGAGGUCCUUUGGAGUGUGCAGGACUCUGCUCAGGACUUUCUGUGACUCUGUGGUAGCAUCUGCACUUUUCUAUGCGGUGGUCUGCUGGGGGGAAGGGAGCACCGAGAGGGACAGGAAGAGACUGAAUAGACUGGUCAGGAGGACCAGUUCUGUCCUGGACUGUUCUUUGGACUCCCUGGAGGAGGUGGGUGAGAGGAGGAUGUUAGCAAAGCUUAUAUCCAUCAUGGACAAUCCUUCUCACCCACUGCAUCAGACUGUGGGGGCUUUAAACAGCUCCUUCAGCAGCAGACUGAGACUUCCACCUUGCAGGACGGAGUGCUACCGCAGGUCAUUCCUCCCCUCUGCAAUAAGACUUUACAACGAACUGUAAUAAUAACUGGAUUUAAACCACCACUUUUUUCUGGCAUUUAAAUUGUGUAUAUUGUAUAUAGUUUUAUUUUGCUUCUCCCUUUUUCCUUUUUCUAAAAUUUUUCUUAAUUAUUACAUUUAUUUAAGUUCUUAAUAUUAGGAUCUUUAUUUUUAUAACUGCAUUUUUGCACUCUUUGUCUGUGAUGCUGCUGUGACAAAAAGAUUUCCCCCAUGGGGGAUCAAUAAAGGAAUAUUCUAUUCUAUUCUAUUCUAAAAAAAAAAGAACACAGAAGAAUAAACAAAGGAGUGUUUGGGUACAUCCCAUAUUGACUUUGGGGAAGGAGAUGGGCGAGUUCCACACCACCAUCCAGUGGUCCUGUACCGCAAUUACCAGCCUCUCUCCCAUCGUUGCUGUCGGUGGUGUGUGUCUUGUGAACUGCAGCCGCAUGGGUCUGUGACGUCAUCAACAACAUGACUUUUGAUUGGCCAGAGGUCUACCAGGCAAAGGCCUGCGAAUAUCCGAGAAAUUCGACACAAGAGCGAAAAAAUAAAAGUCGCUUCUCGCCCUGCGGAAAAAUCGCAGCUGGUGUGGAAGCUUUGACUUUAUGCUGUUUUUAAAAAGGCGAAUCAUUCGCCUGGCGAAUUCGCGCCUGGUGUGUAAGGACCUUUAGUCUUCUCUUACUGUGCUCUUAUUUCCUUCCUCUCCCCUACUCUUUUUCUCUUUUUCUUUAACAUCAUCUUAGUUCAAGUUUUUAAACUUCAACUAUGUGUUGUAUGCAUAGCAAUCCAAGAUUAAGUCUUAACUUAUUUUUCUUUAAUUUCAGUCAUUUUUGAAACAGUUUCGACUGGCCAUUGAGCCUCUUUCUCUUAGUUAUCUGCAUUACUUCAAAGUUGCUACUGAAUGCCACACAAAGCCCAAAGGACCAAAGUCAUUUUCUGUGCCAGUUACGUGGUGAGACCAAAGGAGCAUCCAAAGGAUAAAUAAGGUGCUGGUUUUUGAAUUCAGGCCUGUGUGCUGUGAUUCCUGGCCCAUCUUUUGUCUGAAUUUGGUCCUCCUUUGAAUCAAACCUCUUAAAAGGCUGGUUGCCUGGACUUUCGGUAAACCUGCUCCAUCCUCUCCCAGGACCAGUCUCAUUUAAUUAUCCAAACCUCCAGAGCUCCAAACAGGGCUGAUGCCUUCUCAUGCAUUCAUGAUUCAAACCAUCACUUAUUUGAGUAAUCCUAAAUUCAUCCAAAUCCACAUCCAAAUUUAUCUUUACACCAGAGUUUGUGUAGGUUGAUAUGUUAGAGCAUAUUCACUCAAUAUCAUUAACUUUUGUAGUCCUAGCCUGACUCAGAGUCUUUACCUCACCUUAACUCAUCUUAUUCAUCCUCAUUAUCUUAUCCUAAUUCAUUUAUCCUGUAAUACAGAUCAUUUGUUUUUCUAAGUUCAUAUCUGUUAGUGUUCUUCCAGAAGUUGAGUCCCUGAUAUCAGAUUUUGGCUUGAGAUAUGACAUUGAUUGAUUUAAGAUUAACUUAAAGGGGACCUGCCAUCAAAAUUUCGUACCCAUUUUUAUCAUUUUUUCAUAAUCCUUGAUGUCCUCUGAUCAUGUUUGCAACAUAAUUUUAGCUGAAAAGUUAUUUGAUGGUUUGUUUUAGUAUGCCUAAAAAACCUUACAGGAAAACCAACAGAUUUUGGCUCAUUAACAUUUAUGGUAAUGAGCUUUGCUCUGAUUGGAUCGCUGCUGUGAAGCCUGCUGUGCUCUGAUUAGCUCAGCAGUGGAGGUUCGGAUUUCGGUUUAUCCAUUUUGCUAAUGUGUGCUAAAGUAAGGUGCCCAGAUGUCUGUAAUGAUAUCCGGGGAUAUUCGGUGCGGCGGCAGCGGGUGCAGGGGCUGUGUGAUCACAGACAAAAUCUCGGUACUAUUUAGUAGCAGUGCAUGCCCCUUGUAAUAACCCCCUUAAAAACUGUUGUUCAGUGCUGCUUACUUGUGCUUCCUACCCAUUCGGCUACUGUAAUAACCGUUGUUCGAGCCCACACGCAACAUUUUUGCUCUCAUUCAUGAAACGCUUAAAUCGUGGACAUUUUCGGGGACAGCUUUUGCCGGGGACAGGUCAUCCACUACGGGGACUGUCCCCGGAAAUCGGAGACGUCUGGUCACCUUAUGCUAAAGGCUAAAAAUGGCAGGUAUUAAACCAUUUUAGACCCCGAGUCCGAAGAGGAGGUGGAAGUUAAAGAAGAAGCCGGAGAUCUCCAGCGGUGUUUUCAUUCAUUCUGCCCAGCUUUAAGUUCAUUUUCCCGGCAGUGAACCCAAGGAAACACUGGUCAUUUGGAAGAGACCCAUAGCGUAUACAGUGGUGUCCUGGCUGGAGAGUGAUGUUGACUGUGAAUGAGUACGAGAACGAGAGAGUGGGCGCGGCUCACCGAGGACGCGCUCGUGAAUAAUAAUGAGCAAGGUCAGCGCAACAUCAGAGGGACCUGCUUUUUCAAUCGGCCUGGUUUACCCGUUUCUUAAUUUUAAAUAUUUACAGAAUGCAAACGACAUAACGGUUUGUUUUCACAUUUACAACAUAAGACGAACAUAAUAUGGACCUUAUCUGACACAAAAAACACACAAAAUUACAUUUUGAUGGCAGGUCCCCUUUGAUGUUUGAUUUCUGACUCUUUAUUUUUUUUAUUUUCCCACCAUUAAAGUUGGGCGGUGCCCCUAUCAACGAGUUCAUAAAUGUCAUAAUUUAAGAUUAUUAUCAAAUCAAAAAAAAUCAAUACUUUAUUUAUAAGGCACUUUUCCUACAGGAAUGUGACUCAAAGUGCUUUACAAGUUAAAAACAAAAACAAAAAACUAUCCCGAAUGCCCCCUUACCCCCCACAUACACACAGACACACACACACACACACACACACACACACACACACUAGGAUAAUGGGCAUGAGGAUGAGUGCAGAUGAACCAGUUGAGAAGGCGCCAUCAGCACCAGGAGCAGAGAGCCGCCCGCAGCCACAGGACACCAACACAUGGCCAGUAGAAGGAUGUGUCAGACAGCAACCUCCACCAGGAACCCCAUGGCUGGCCCCUGCAACCACAGAGGAAACACUGGGGGUCAUAAAAAUGAUAAAAGGAUGAAAACAAGUAAAAACUAAAAUAUGAAUAAAACACAGACCUAAAAUAAACCAAGGCUAACCAGCAUAAAUGAAGAUAAAACAAAUAAUUAUCAAUUAAAAGCUUAGCUAAAAAGAUAGGUCUUGAGCCUGCUCUUAAAAAUAUGAAUGUUCUCUGCGGUCCUGAGGUCCUCUGGCAGGCUGUUCCAUAGACGAGGGCCGUAAUAUUGAAAAGACGCCUUCCCAUGAGAGUGUGUCCUGACUUUGGGAAUGGCUAGGAGCCUGCUGCCAGAGGAGUGCAGGGUCCACGAGGGUUCAUAAGAUAAAAGCAGUUCUGAAAGAUAAGAAGGCCCAAGACCAUUAAGACAUUUAAGGGCCUACAGGGCUCUGGUUUCCAAACCCUCAGCCCCACCUAUUAUUUUUCUCACCAGCUGCCACUGCUCGGAUGUGUGGUGGACAGAGUUUAGGACGUUUUAUAUUUUUUGAGGUCACGUUUCCUCCAUUAUUUUAAAUCAGAUCUCCGUCAAACAGUGGUGUGGUGUGAUAAGCUCCUGUGAAAGCUGUAGCUUUGUGAACACAAGUGGGUUUGUGUGGAUGAGAGGAGACAAGUGUGUAGAUGAGGGAGUCUCUGGUGAUGAAGUUUAUACAGUUAAUACUGAUGUUUACUUCAGAUCGCUACUCUCUCUCUCUGUUUGUGUGUGUGUGUGUGUGUGUGUGUGUGUGUGUGUGUGUGUGUGUGUGUGUGUGUGUGUGUAUGUGUGUGUGUGUGUGUGUGUGUAAUGUUGCUACUGCCUCCUCCUCCGCUUCUCCUUCUCGCUUACAUGGUCUCUUUCUGACCGGCCCAAAAGCAUACGCCAUCGGGUCGGAAGGAUAGACCUCCACCACAUCCAUCUCAAAUUUGUCCUCCGACAUCUUACCGCUAAGCGAUUGACGUGACCGUGACGUCACAAUUGUCGUAAACUCAAGAUUGAAAGCGGUUUUCCUAUUAAACAGCUGAUUUUUUACACAAAAUAUCUCAGACUCUCUCCUAAUUGAUUUAUUUUACCACGUGAGGAUGCCAAUGUGGUGUGUUUCAUGUCCUCUUUAAAAACAAGUGAAAGAACCUUUAAAUCGAUCCUAAAACACACAGGGAGCCAAUGCAAUGAUUCUAAAACCUGUGUAAUGUGGGCCCGCCUCCUGGUCUUAGUCAGGACACGUGUUGCUGAAUUUUGUAAUAAUUGUAGACCUGAAAUAUUAUUUUUGGGAAGACCAGAAAGCAGGGCAUUACAAUAGGGCUAUACGACUAGAGAAUGGGGCAGACUCUGGCGAUGUUCUUUAAGUGAUUAAAACCUAUUUUUGUUAUGUUCUUAAUGUGUGGACUAAAAGUCAGCUUAGAGUCAAAAAUGAUGCCCAGGUUUUUUACUUGUGGUGAUGGGUUAAGAGACAGUGCUUGUAGUUUGGGUAAAAGUUUCUCUCUCUGGGCCUCAGGACCGAUGACUAAAACUUCAGUUUUGUCUUGGUUAAGCCGGAGAAAGUUUUCUGCCAUCCAGGAUUUGAUAUCUAAAAUUCAGUUAAAAAGAGCAUCCAUUGGCCUGGUGUCAUCAGGAGACACAGAGAUGUAGAGCUGUGUAUCAUCAGCAUAGCUGUGGAAGUUGAUUCUGUGUCUCUUGAUGACACCGCCAAGAGGGAGCAUGUACAGGUUAAAAAGCACAGGGCCUAAAAUCGAACCCUGGGGUACACCACAUAUGAUUAUAUAGACUUUGGAGGAACAUGUGUCUACACUUACCAUGAAUGUCCUGUCUAUUGGGUAGGAGAUGAACCAUUUGUCAACAGCACCUGAGAGGCCGAGGUGUUUUAGGCGGUUUAAAAGAAUAGUGCGGUCUACUGUAUCGAAGGCAGCACUAAGAUCCAGCAGAACCAACACUGUCACCUUUUGUGCAUCAUAAUUGGAUCUAGUAUCGUUUAAAAUCUUAACCAAGGCGGUCUCUGUGUUGUGGUUCACCCUAUAACCAGAUUGACACUUCUUAAGAAUAUUAUGGUUAUCUAAAAAUUCUCUAAGUUGGAUAAAAACAUAGACGUUUUUCUAAAAUUUUGCUUAAAAAUGGUAAGUUAGACACUGUCCUGUAAUUGUUAAAAUCGUUAAAAUCCAAAUUGCUCUUCUUCAGCAGGGGCCUCACCACUUGCCGCUUUAAAGGCAGCGGGAAAUACCCCCAUCUGAAGAGAGCAAUUCAUCAUGUUUAAAAGUUCGUUUCUGAAAGAAUCAUAAAAAAAACUUAUGAAUGAGGGUCUAAAAGACAUGUGGUGGGCCACACUGAGGCUGUUAUUAUUAAUCUUAGGACAUUUAUUAUAAAUUCUAUUUGCUACACAUGGUACAGAAUAUGUAUCAGUCUGUUUAAAUAAGUUUUUAAUAACCGAAAUGUAAAAAUCAUUUUCUUUUUACAACUUUAAAUGCGCCUUUUUUUUUUUUAGGGUCCCCCUAUGCAAAGAGCGCAAUCAUUUAAUGCCAUGUUUCUACAGAAGCACAGAACGGACAAACUAGUGACAAAUGUGUUUUUGUGUUUAGUAAGCAACUGCAUGAAAUGCAGCAGUUGGAGGAUGAGGACAGAGUGGUUGUUGUUGAGUGCAGAUUUGUAGAUUUUUUUGAUGGUGUAUUUUAUUUCUGAAUUUAAGUGUGUAUCUGUGUGUUUUAAGGAGGCGGAGGGAGCAGAGGAAAGAUGAGGAAGAGAGGGGAGCAACGUGAGGAUAGCACCACACUCAUCUCCAUGGAUGCCAAGCCGGAAGACAACUAUGGCAGCAUCGUCACGGUAACAGCUGUCAGUAUGCAUGUGUUUAAAAUUUUUUGAGGAAGAGGUAAAAUGUCUGAGCAGUGAGAUAAACAUCAGGUGGAGUUCCUCAGGGCAACGCUCUGGAUCUUUUUUUCUUUCUGGUCAUUAAGCCAUAAAUAACACGUCUAAUGUUAAUACCAGCAGGGGUACUGUUUAAUGGUUCUGAAGGUUUGUGAACAAUAAAAUCCUAUAUCUAAUCAAAAAUGGUGUAGAGACAAAGGUUGAAGGUGAAAAAUAAAUGCUCAUUUUCAAAUUUGAUGUCAGUAACAUCAUUUUAAAGUUGGGAGCAUAGCUCUAUUUACAGCUCUGCUAAUCUGGGUUUGGUCAUCUUAAAAGUCUGAGUCUGGAUCAUGUUGUUCCUUUAAAACUCAAGUCAAAAGUCAAGUGGACUCUCUGACCUUGAAGAGAAAAAGUGCACUUUUAAAGUUGCACCAUUCAGAUUCAGAUGAAACUUUUUGAACCCCAGUGGUGAAGGGAACAGAAGCUUAAAGCCUCUCAAAGUCAGACCCUGAUGGUUCAGGCUUUAAGCAAGUUUUUGGUGAAACUCAGCGUGUGUUUGUGUUCAUGCUGCUAAAGCAGGAAACAGGAAGGGUGUUUGGAAAUGAGAGAGUGGCUCUACUUUUGUUUAACACUGACUGAGUGAUGAAGCAGUAAAACACUGGGAAGCACAAUGGAGGUCUGUCCUGCCCUGUCCUCAAUGUUUGUCUUCACUCUCAUUAAAACAGUAAAGACAUGAAACAGCAGGAAGUCAGAUCUGCACUUACUAGCUGAAUCAAACUCAUGUAGGCUGGUCAUCAAACAGUACACAGUGUUGAUGAAGAGGAGGAAAUAACCCCCAUCAUUCAUCAAGCACCAAUUCAAAGAUUUCAACUCUGGAGUUUCAGCUGUCCGUGACUCAAAGCUUCUCAGUAACACUUGUGGACACUGUGGCCCUCAUUUAUCAAGCUUGCGCAGAUCUGAGCGCAGGAUUCGUCGUCCGAUAGAACACACGUGAGAUUUAUGAAAGGGUUCGUAUCUGACCAAUCCCAGCGUUCGUAUAAUCGGGUCUUGAUAAAUGCGGUGGCUGAAAUCGAUCGUCAUUAACAUGUUUACGCCCUUAAAUAUUUGUGGUUCAGAAGCCUCGCCCACUGAGGUCAAACAUGAGAAAGAUUCAAAACUUUUCCGAGCUGAAAGUGGAUAUUCUCACAUCUGUGAUGGAAACUAACAAGGAUUUUCUCUUUGGAAGCAUCAAAACUGGUCUAAAAGCAGUCCAGAAAAUUCCUUUUCUGGAGCAGGAUUAUGGUGGCGGUGAACAGUGCUGCCGCGGAAUAGUGGACAGUGGCUGAAGUUUGAAUAAAUCAUUAGUCAAUAUGAUGAAGAAUUAAUAUCUCAUACAUGCCUGAUAUUUUUUAUUGCCAUGACAUAGGGUACGUUGCUCCUAUUAUUGAAAGUAUUUAGUUUUAAUUUGUUGCGUCUUUGUAAUGUAGAGCAGACUGGAUAGUCUGACAGAGGAUGAACAAAAAUAAUUAUUAACCUCACCAAACGGUGUGUUGCUGCUCCUGAGGCACAUUUUUAUGGAUUUCUAUUGGAUUUUUAUUACUGAUUUAAUAGCAAGAGCACUUUCUAAACUUCUACUUUACAUGUCAGAAUCCAUCGAUAAGGUCCUGUCUCCCCUGUACAGCACCUUUGUGGAGUCUCUCCUCGUUAUUGUUCUCCGGGCAUCGGGUCCUCCCGUUGCACCGGCACAGCCAACGGCACUCCAUUCACCUGAGCAACAUUGUGCAAAACUGUACUGGCCCAAAUGAUGUCCCACACCCUUUUAGGAGUGUACAACAACGUCCCCGCUGCUGGGCCAAGACAGAGACACCUGCCUCUUAGGAGUCAAACGCAGCGCUCCACAGUGGUGCGUGUGUGCGUAAUGUUAAAACGGCGCUCCUGCUCUGUGGCAGUGUUUCUAGGCAGAAUUAUCAAAUAGGCCUAUUCACUAAGGACAUAACACAUUUAUUUUAUUUUAUUUUAUUUACAUCUUAAUCUUUAAUGAAAUCUGGCUGAUUGUACUUAAUGACAGGUUUGAGGUUUGUAUAUCAAUUAUUUUGAGACAGACAUUUGCUGCACUGUAGAUCCACACUGACUCAAACUUGCGUACACAAUGUCAGACCUGUAGUGAGAUUUGGUCGUAGCGUACGCUCACGUGCAGAUUGAUAAAUGCCAAUCCUCAACGUCAAAAUUGUCGUACGCAAGGUGUACGCAAGUUUUCUGCUGUUCGCAAGCUUGAUAAAUGAGGGCCUGUGUGUUUAAAUUCAUUUUACCGCAUUUUCAGACCAAAGUACUGCAACCCUCCCUGAAAACUGAACAACUUUACAGAUUUUUUAUUGUUUAUUUCAAAUUUGUUUAACCAGGAAAGUCACGGAAAUCUCUUUCAAGGGUGACCCAGCCAAACGCUCCCAAAAUCCUGAAUCUACUGAGAAUGAGCCUGAAUCCAAAUAUGAGUUCAGGAAGGCACAGAUAAUGAGAUGGAUACUGAUAUUUUUUUAUAUUCAAAUAAACUGUAAAUUUUUCAUCCACCCAUCCAUUUUCUUCCACUAUCUUGGGUUGGGUUGUGGGGUAGCAGUCUAAACAAGUCCACCCAAGUCUCCCUCUCCCCAGCAACACUCCCCCCAGCAACACUUUCUUGCUCCUCCCCUGGGUUCCCAAGGGGUUCCUAAACCAGUCAAGAUAUGUAAUCCCUCCACUGAGCUUGAGGCAUAUCCCAGGGUCUCCUCCCUUCUGUUUCAAUUUGGCCAUACAGGGAUUGAAGGGAUCCCAGCCACAGCCCCGAACCCCAUACUCCCACCAUAGACCCCCUGAUGGCAAGGGUUGGAAGCCCUCUCCAAGUCCACAAAAUACAUGAAGAUCAAAUGGGCAAACUCCCACUUAUUCGCCCAGCUCUGUCUUAUAUUAAGCCCUUAACAUGCUGGUGUUCAUUUUUCUGACAUCUUCUGUUUGAAUGAGUUAUUUGGCAUAAAAAGCUGUGAUUGACCGAUUUGUCGACCAAUGAGGCUCCUGCAGCACUAUAGUUGGUGUCAGGGGUUUUUACUCUGUAGUUCUUAGACUUGUAGUUUGAAUGACUUCAGUUUAGUCGUCUUCAAACAGGAGGUGAUCUUCAGUUAGUUUAGCACACAAACAUAAGCCAGAAACGCCCUCAAGAGAGAGACAUGUAUUACAUUGUACCUGUGAGGACAUUCAAACCUCAGACACUCAGUUUUUUCUGCAGAUAUUACUGUAGCUUCAUCACUACUUCCACAGUUAACAAAAACUUUUUCUGCACAUGCAUUUGGAUUUUUAGUACAGCAAAGUUGGUGGGAUAUUUGCAACUUCUGUUGGCCAUUUUUUAUGAUGUCCCCCUGAAUCUAUAGCCUUCACCAAAGUUAGGAAACAUGGGUGGUUACCAAUACCAGGGCUAGAAAAGGGUUGAAACUGGAUGUAAUAUGUUACUCCUUAAAAAGUCAUCUAAGACAUUGCCUGCUCUUAUUUCCCAGGGUGCACCUAUUCAGCCCCCGGACAGAAACGUGUUCAGUGACGGAUCAAGUCGAGUUGGUGAGUAAAACAAACGCCCUGCAGAGUCAAUAUUAGUUCAGAGGCUGAGCCAGCAGAAUAAGAAAGCAGAGGUGUCUGCAGUCACUGCUGCUGAUAGACUGGACUCACUGUCUCUGAGUGUAGGACAGUCUGAUGGACAUUUGAAGACAUUUUAGGGGUUCAGACGUUUUGGAUUUACAGACCUAAUAUUGGAAAUAAUCAGCAGGUCAAUCAAAGACAGAUAAGGGGGCAUUCCAGUCUGUAAUCUAACAGCUAGUUAUCACAAAUACCCUUUCUACACAUACCACCCUUCAAGUCUUGGUUUGGUCCAGUCCGGAUAACUGCUGUCAGAAGUGCUGGAGCCAGAAGUGAUCUUAUUUGGAUCAGUGGGUGGGGUUACAGAAAAGUAGUUAAAUUGCAAAGCUGUAUUCAUUUCCCAAUCUUUCCUUUAAAAAUCAUUAAAAGGCUGAAACACAAACACAGCCAGCAGAUUAAUUCAAGAGACUAAGUUAGCUGAGGUAGCACCCAAGAUUGGGGUUAGCUAAUACCCUAAUCCGAUUAGCUUGACACUUGUACAACAGGUAAAUGGGUGAGUUCUUUAUAAAUUCAAUCUGUACAGCUGUCCUGAGAAAUCCCAGAGAAAUGAGCUACUGAGACCCCAACUGUUUCUGUUCUAGGCUGUAAACAGGUUUAUUUCUGCUAUAGAGUUUUAAAAUGGACCCUAGGGGGCUAACUCACUGCAGGACACAGACUCUCGGGGACACUCAUAGAAGUGCAGUUUUUGGGACUUUCACUUUGGCCUCUUUAUUCAGCCCUGGAGGUUCUUUCUCAGUUAGCAUCAGCAGUGAUGACGUAGCAUGAGUGCUGCUUUGACUCUGGAGCUCCUGUUUAUCAGAUUUCGUGUUGGUGUGGGAGGAGCCUCGGUGCUCACAGAACGAGGAGAGUACAGGUGCUGGUCAGGACCACAGGAAGUGGAGGCAGAAGUUUCUGAACAAACUGAAACAAUCUGGUCUGCUGCAGGAACUGGUGAGUCAAAAGAAUGGAAAUUAACAUUGUUAUGGAUGAAGGAGAACAAUAAUUAGGAUACUGAUCAGUAAUUGUUAUUUGGUAUUCAGUAAAUAUAAAACAAGAGGGGACCCAGAGCUCAGCCCAGGGGAACUCCUUAAAACAAUCCCAUGAGCAGUGAAGGACUGAGAGCUGUAAUGCAGGGUCUUUGUGUCUCUACAGAGGGAAGUCCUUCAGCCAAAGACAAGGAUCUGUUUCAUCCUCCUUAGUGCUCCAUGGAGCACCCUUUGUUACUACGCUGAGGAGAUCAGCCUGAGAGCACCUCUGCAGGUAAAACCUCUGCCUUUGACUCCUAGAGGUUGCAGUGUAGUUCAUUUAUCUGUAACCAUUUGUACUUUCAAUGCUUCCUCAUUCAAAUAAAUAGUUAAUAUUAAAUCAGUCAGCACCUUAGCAUGACCACUUUUCAUAGAUCUUAACAUAGAAUUUUUUCAGUAUUUGCAGUAUGAUUGUGUCUACGUUGCACUGACCAAUCAGCAGACUUUGGUGUCUGCAGAAAAAGGCAGAACACAAUCCACUGGAAAACAUCCCAGAUCCCAUGGUUGGUAAUCUGGGGACAUUAAGUCUCUCUACAAACGAAUAUCUGGACAAUGGUAGAUGCUCAGGGCUCUGAUUUAGAAUCAUAUCAAGUGCCCCAUGUAAAUGCGGGGGGGGGGGGGUCUGACUCUCCACAGACAAAUGAACAGUAAACCAUAUCAAAACCUCUGAGAGGGUAUUUACAGAGAAGCUGAGACUCUCUAAAGACAGAUGAACGGCCAACAAAUUUCUGUCCUCUUGUGAUGAAAACAAACAGUCCUCAGAGUUAUUAUCUGGACUGAAAACAAUGUGGUCAACAAUGUGAAGAAGGAGCUCUUGGCUUUUAGGUGUUUAUUACUUGCUGCUGGAUACACUGACAUUCCAAGAUGAAGAUCCCAUCAUUUGCCAGUGGCUGUUUGGUAUCAAGAUUCUCUCAGUAUGUCAGUAUUGUAUGCUCAGUGUAUUUCUUCAGUGAGCUGUAUUAUCCUCAUUAAGUCCUCUGUAUCCCUGCAGGUGGUCACUGCUCCAGUCAUUAACUGGUCUGAACAGGUUUUGUCCCGUCUGUCCCUCAGCAGUCCUAUGUCUCAUGAUGUGCCCAACCCUCCACCUGACUACUACACCUGUCAGUUCAGGACCAACAAGCUGGAGAGGUGAUGAUAACAGAGACACACAGAUUGUUGACUGAUUUGGCAGGUUAUAUUGUCAAUAUGUAAUUACAAUUAAAGAAGAAUUACAACAAAAACUCCCACCUGUUUCUUUCAACUGAGACAAAGUGUCUGUUUAGAUUUGUCAACCCAGAAGCCUGUGUGAGUAGCAUAACAAGAACUUGAAGAAUCUAAAACAUACAGGCUAUGAGUGCUUUGUGGGCCUCCUUUUUGAUUGUCUGCAGGUUUCUGGGCAGCGAGGACAAGGAAAACUUCUUCAGAACAACUCAGAGACACCAGGUGGUGAGUACAGAUGCUCCAAAUAAAGAGUUAUUCAGGUAUACUCUUCGCUGAAAUGAAGAUGUUCAAAAGCUUUCAGGUUCAGAGAUGCUUCAGCCUGCAGCAGCACUAACACACAGACUAUACACACACACAUACAAACACAGACACCUGUAGAUAUUUAACAGAUGUUUCACUCCUGAUAGGAUGCAAACUGACUGAAGCCUAAGUAUUGAACGGCAUGUAAGUGGAGCUGAGCAUCGUUCGCAUUUAAGCAAAGUCAAAGAAAUGUUCAGUUUCUUUUUUGUUUUUCGGCAGUAAGAAACUUGAACAAAGAAUCAUGUGAGUUUAAAGGACUAAUUUUCUUUGUGUGACAAUUUAAAGUGACAAAGUUUUGAAUGGCUGCAGUACAUUGCUUUAGCUUGAGGUGGUAAACCGGUUUUAUUGUUGGCAGGAUUAUUUUCAGGCCCAGUACUGUGCUGAAGAUGACUAUAUACACACACACACACACACACACACACACACACACACACACACACACACACACACACACACACACACACACACACACACACACACACACAUAUAUAUAUAUAUUUAUAUGCUUGAGCACUAACUCACACUAACCAAACAACCCGGAGUCUGCUUGGGCAUGGUACAGCUCAUUAAGUUCUUGUUUUUUUUGUUACUGACAGGUUAAAAUUGUCAUCUUUUGACAACAAAAGGAGAAAAGUUCCCUACAGAGAUUUUUAUUUUAAAGAGAAACACUCCAAACUACACUGAGAGAAACUGGAGUCUUACAGACUGGAGCUGUUGGUCUAAUGCUGCCUGGAUUUUAUUAUUUUUUGCUGUUAUUUUGUGCUUCAGGAUCAUUGAGAUCAUUGAGUUGGGUCCUCACUGGAGAUAGACCAAUUGACUGGUUGGGCGGAUUAAUGAAGCUUAUUAAUGGCAUUUUGAUACCAUCAGCAUCAGCCAGUAUCUGGGCUCAAUUAAAAGGAUUAAAAGGCCAAAUCAUGUAUGCAGACCCCGUAGGCAGCCUCAUCAGCGCGGCUGCUGUCCUGCAGUGUUUAAAUUCACUAAAAAGAUUCAAUGCUGUCUCCGGCCUAAAUGACAGCAGAUCAAAUCUUACAGUUUCAGAUAAGUGUAGGUUUAAUACUCCAUUAUCAUUUGUAGAAUAACAGAAUUUAUUGACCUUCUGGAAAGUUUCAUCACCUCCAAUGUGUCAUGGAGGUGAUCAGUCUGGGUCUCUGUUUGGGCCUUAUGGGAGUCCAGCCAUCAGCUGGCCUGCUAGGUAAUCAGCAGCAUGAUCCAGUGAAAAACUGACUUCUAUUUCUCAGUAACCAUUUAAACACAGAAGUCACACAGCAGCACAAACAAACAAACAAACAACACAAACACACAGAUGGAGGCAACCUCAGUUUGGCGUCUUAUGUGUUUAUUCCAGAUGAUUUAUGAGCUUUCAUACCCAGAGAACAAACAAAAACUUUUUAGGUUUCUGUCAUCUGAUCCAGAACAUGUUCAUGUACAAAUGACAGAUGAGAUAAGAGUAUGAACUCCAUCUUUAUUCAUGCAGUUCUUCAGUGGUAUGAUAACUCUCAGAACAUGGACUUCAGGGCCCCCGGGGGUCUGUUCCUCCCAUUCAGUCAACAUGGUGCUCAAAUAGAAACCUGUAACAGCUCUUUAUUUACCUUUCUGCAAACAAACAGCCCAAAGGUGAAGGAAAAAUCCUUAGCAGGUCAACAUGUCAUCCACCUUUGAUUCAAUUACAUAAUCAUUCAGUAACAAUUGGACUAAUCGAUACGCCGUGUCAGUUUUUGGCCUAUGUCAUCAUGAUAUUGAACUUGGAAAUCAGUGCACAUGUAUCCAUAAUAAUCUUCGGAAUCUACACCCGUCCAUUUGUAAUCUUUCUGAUCCCUGACUCUCAACAUUUAUUCAUCCAAUAAACCCUGUGAGCCCUCUUUAAACUGCACUCUCACCACAGUUAUGGCUGAAUAGCAUUUGCGAUCAUGUUUUUGGCUGGCCCUCAUAGACUCAUCUAAUUGGGUUGGACAGGUAGACCCACUCAGCUCUCAGAUUCCAGGAUGUUUCAUUCAGUAGACGGAUCCUACGAACAGCUACGCCUCCUCCUCAAACACCAUUUACUAACACACACACAUCUGCAAAUACACACAGCUACAAACACACAAAGAAGAAAAUGAGAGCCCCACAUACACCCACAGAUACACACGCAGGAAAGCGGAUUAGCAUGUUUUUAAAAGGCACAUAAACAGAGGAACACAUGACACUGAUGAGAUGUUUGCUCUGAAACAUUCUCAGUGAGAUGAAUUUAUCAUCAUGAAUCAAUUUUAAGCUCCUGUGAGGAGUUUUGAUAGAGUUAUUCCAAAGACUGGAGUACAUCAUUUGCAUCUUUAUGAGUUAUGAAAACAAACAGGACCCUUAGUUGUGACAUCAGCUGUGGCUUUAGCAAUUUUCAGAGCCUGAAACUGCUACCAGAGGUUAGUGUCAAACUGAAUCUCUAACGGGUCUGCAGAAACUUCAAUUUUUCACAUUUCACCUGCAAAGAUUCUCUAUCAGUGAUCAGAUUUUUGUCAGAAAUCAUUCUGCAGGACAAAUUAAGCAAAGACAGCAUUCUGCCUUUUUUAUAGGGUGCACUAAACCCAGAAGUUCCUUAUGAGAGCUUUAAUUGAACUAUACACUGUAUCGGUAUACACACAUUCAUGCAGACCUAAGGAAAUCCCACUCUUCCUCAGGGUUGUGGUCAGUUCCCAGCCUUUUAGCAGCACUGUGGUGAACUUCUUCAACAUGGUCUGUGGUUCUUCUUCUAAAUGGACCUUUGUCAGCUUUUGUGAUGGGGCUUCCCACUGACGUCAGUCUGGAGAACUGCACCUGUAUGCUGAGCUCAUAGGUGACCCAAACUCAAGUUCUUCAUGAAAACUCUGUACUGAGUUUAGAGACUGAGGGGGUUUCUAAGGAGUCUCUUGAUCUGAAUUACACAGACAGGAAGAAGCUUAAAGAUCUUAUUUUGUCUAAAAUCAAACAUUUAUUUCCAGAUCUGUGGUGUAAUGUCAUCUUAUGUUUUUGGACCAUGUAAUCUAUAACAUAUGGAGGUCAGACCCAGAACAAGAGUCAAAGAUUACAGGAGGAACUUUCAGUUUCUGCUUUUGAAAAAUGUCCUGAUGUUUAAUUUCUUUCCUCUUCAAAUAAAACUUAACUCUCCUGCAGUGAUGGUUUUUCUUCUGUCCCUGCAGCUCUAUGAGAUCUUGGCCAGGACUCCCUAUGGUUCAGUGAAACAAGGGGAGGUGGGAAUAGACCGACUGCUGAAUGAGCAGAUCUUCACUGCUGCCUACCCACUACAUGAGGUGAUUGAAAUCCAGUCCUCAAGCCACAAGCCCCUAACCCCAAAUCCCUGUCCCCAAAACCAUGAUAUUGAUUCAAAUCCCCAAAAUCCCAAUGCCCGACCCAAAUUUCCCAAUCCUAAAUCCUAGACCACAAAACCAAAACCCAAAACCUAGAACCCCAAUCCCCAAUGUCCCCAAAACACAUCUCCAGUCCCUAAAGUUGGAGGAUUGGGGUCAGUGUCUGGCUAAAGGUAGAGCCUUACACCCAUGCCCUGAGGCCUGGCUGAGGUACUUUUUUCCCUGUUUCUAUCUGCACUGAGACUCUACCAAACAAAGAAAUGCUUACCAUUUAAAUGUAAUGCUGAGCCAUAGUAUUUAGCAUCAUCAAUAGUCCUGUUUCAUUUAAAUGAAACUUUUGGGGGAUUUUUCUGUUUUGCUGUGUGUUCACAGGGUGAUUUCAAGCUACCCACUCCUCCUGUAUCUCUUGAGGCCUUGAGUCUGAGACAGAUCCUGUAUGCAUACUGGGCAAAAUGGUCCUGCUGGAGACGCUACCAGCCUUUGGAUCACAUCAGGGCGUAUUUUGGAGAAAAGAUAGCACUUUAUUUUGCCUGGCUUGGUAAUUUCAGCAAGCUUUUUACUAAAUUACAGGCUGCUGGCUGCUACCUAUGCCCUAACAGUGACUAUGUCUGACUGCAGGUUUCUACACUGGCUGGUUGGUGCCAGCAUCCAUUGUUGGAACUGUGAUCUUCCUUGUUGGGUUUUGGCUCAUGGCCACUGAUGUGCCAGCGUAAGUUAAAACUCUGUAGAGCUCUUACUUUGACAAGGUACUUUUGAACACUUGAUCUACUUCAAAAUAUUUCAGGGCCGUACUAGAGCAAGACCUUUUUGACUGGGUGACCAAGCCAUUCAAAUACAAAACCCAACUCCAUUGAAGUUGGGAAAUUGUGAUAAACGUAAAUAAAAACAGAAUACAAGGAUUUGCAAAUCCCUUUCAACCUAUAUUCAACUGAAUACACUACAAAGACAAGAUAUUUAAUGUUCAAACUCAUAAACUUUAUUUUUUAUUUUUUUGCAAAUAAUAACUACCUCUAAAUUUCAUGGCUGCAACACGUGCCAAAGUAGUUGGGAGAGGGGCAUGUUUACCACUGUGUUACAUCAUCUUUCCUUUGAACAACACUCAAUAAACAUUUGGGAACUGAGGAGACUAAUUGUUUAAGCUUUGAAGGUGGAAUUCUUGCUUGAUGCAUAGCUUCAGUUGUUCAACAGCCCAGGGACCGUUGUCGUAUUUUACGCUUCAUAACGUGCCACACAUUUUCAAUGGGAGACAGGUCUGGACUGCAGGCAGGCCAGUCGAGUACCUGCACUCGAACUACGAAGCCACACUGUUGUAACACGUGCAGAAUGUGGCUUGGCAUUGUCUCGCUGAAAUAAGCAGGGGCGUCCAUGAAAAAGACGUUGCUUGCAUGGCAGCAUAUGUUGCUCCAAAACCUGUAUGUACCUUUCAGCAUUAAUGUUGCCUUCACAGAUGUGUACGUUACCCAUGCCUUGGGCACUAAUGCACCCCCAUACCAUCACAGAGGCUUUUGAACUUUGCGUUGAUAACAGUCUGGAUGGCUCUUUUCUUCUUUGGCCCGCAGGACACAACGUCCACUAUUUCCAAAAACAAUUUGAAAUGUGGACUCGUCAGACCACAGAACACUGUCCCACUUUGCAUCAGUCCAUCUUAGAUGAGCUUGGGCCCAGAGAAGCCGGCAACGUUUCUGGAUGUUGUUGAUAAAUGGCUUUCGCUUUUCAUAGUAGAGUUUUAAUUUGCACUUACAGAUGUAACGAUGAACUGUAUUUACUGACAGUGGUUUUCUGAAGUGUUAUUGAGCCCAUGAGGUGAUAUCCUUUAAACAUUGAUGUCGGUUUUUGAUACAAUGCAGCCUGAGGGAUCAAAGGUCACGGGCAUUCAGUGUUGGUUUCCGGCCGUGCCGCUUACGUGCAGUGAUUUCUCCAGAUUCUCUGAACCUUUUGAUGAUAUUAUGGACCGUAGAUGUUGAAAUCCCUAAAUUCCUUGCAAUUGUACUUUGAGAAACAUUGUUCUUAAACUGUUCGACUAUUUGCUCAUGCAGUUGUUCACAAAGUGGUGAACCUCGCCCCAUCCUUGCUUGUGAAUGACUGAGAAUUUUUGGAGAAGCUGCUUUUAUACCCAAUCAUGGCACCCACCUGUUCCCAAUUAGCCUGCCCACCUGUGGGAUGUUCCAAAUAGGUGUUUGAUGAGCGUUCCUCAAAUUUCUCAGUAUUUUUUGCCACCUUUCCCAACUUCUUUGUCAGGUGUUGCUGCCAUCAAAUUCUAAAGUUAAUUAUUAUUUGCAAAAAAAUAAAAAAGUUUAUCAGUUUGAACAUUAAAUAUGUUGUCUUUGGUAUAUUCAAUUGAAUAUGGGUUGAAAAGGAUUUGCAAAUCAUUGUAUUCCGUUUUUAUUUAUGAUUUACACAUCUUCCCAACGUCAUUGGAAUUGGGUUUUGUAAUAAGGUCUCAUAACUUUGACAGACUAAGUAAAGACAAUGGUGGAUCAGCAACUCCUGCGUUCUGCAACAAAAAAUUUAUCGUUUUGUCCAUGAAGUCUGGAACAUUGUAAAGACUGAUGUAACAGCUGUUAAUAGAUUGAAGAUCUACUUCUUCUCUGAAAUAAAAAAGUCUGUCCUUUUGAAUUCUUGUCAGACUUUUGACUUAUACUUUAGGCCUGUCACGAUCAAGAAGAAACUUUUUUAUGCAAUCCGCCUUCCUACCUCUUUCUGCAAAGAUAACAACAAAGUCAUUGCUACUGCUGUGAGAAUCAUUUGCAAAAACUCCAAAUUUUGGACUCCUUGAGAUUUGUACAUUUGAAAAAGAAACAGCGCAAACCUCCCAAAAUACCAAAACAACACUCUAAAGUAAAACCCUUUUUUCUUUAAAGUUUUGAUGAAGAAACUGAGAAGUAAAAUAAUCUGGAUUAAAUUGUCUUGCUCUGCAUCUAUGAUGACAACUCUGAGCUUUGUCUACAUGUCAUGAAAUUACAUUUAACAGAUUAUUAGAAUUUUAUGACAUGUAGAUAAGGCUGUAAUCCAUAACUCACAGGAUCCGUGUUGAGUGUGUUCCAUUAGCAUCACUUGCUGCGCAGCAAAUACGUUCCCACUCUAAUCAAUGUCGCAUCGCACAGAGGAAGCGUUGCAGGUCUGUCUCCGCUCUGUCUGCAAUCUGUGGCAGAAGUGUCCUGAUGUGCUGCUCUGCUAAAGAUACGUGCCGGGUGUAUUUUCAAUGCUCUAUGCUUCCAACACGUCACCUACACAGAACAGAUAUCAUCAGACAGGAAGUCAAGCACAAGAAGGAUAUAGUGAAAGGAUAUAGUGAUAAGUGGUAAAUUUCAGAAUAAAGCACCAUAUGGUGACCCCUGACUGUGUAUCUGUUAGUGUAGAUGAGAAAUACUCCCUGGUUAUGGGUUUAUCAUUGACACAGAACAACCCUAUGGCCAAUCCCUGAUCCAUGUGGACCCCAACAGGAUUUUUAACUGCUAACUGUCUGAAGGUAACAGCACAGCAAAGUGGAACAUAGUUUACUUUAUUAAACACAAGUAAACCUGCAAAAAUCCAAACUUUAAAAUCAAGUUUCUUGUUCACAUACAGUAGAAGCUAAACAGUCACAGAAAAAAAGCAGGAAUUAGCAGGAAAUCGAUCACAGAAAGGCAAAACAACCUGUUUUGAGUAUGUUGUUUCCUCUAUACUGAGCCCAGUUGAUCAGGGCUGCACUACGCUGCUGCUACGUUCCAAACAUGCUUCCAUCUGAUGAUAACAUGUGCUGUCCAACGGAGCUGGAACAUGAUGGUGACGAAACACUUCCAACACAGAUCCUGUGGGUUUUCGGCUUGAGAGUCUUCAUCACAAAGGCAGAGCGAGACAGUUGAAUCCUGAUUAUUUUAUUAUUAUUUUUUGUUUGUUUGUUUGUCCAAACUCCUUUUUUAUUGUUUUUUAUUUUUUUUAUUUUUUUUUAAUGGGGGUGAAAUUUCUGUUGAAUAACUCGUGUGUGUGUGUGUGUGUGUGUGUGUGUGUGUGUGUGUGUGUGUGUGUGUGUGUGUGUGUGUUUAGGAUGGAGGUGUGUGACAGUGACAACAACUUCAUCAUGUGUCCUCUCUGUAACAUCUGCUCCCACUGGAACUACUCCAGCAUAUGUGUCACUUAUAAGGUACCUAACUGUUCCCUUUGACACCUCUUCACUUUAAGGUUCAAGGUUCUUUAUCAGUACCCACCCAAGUACUAAUAAAAAACCUUGAACCUUCACUUUGUGAUUGGUUUUGCUGUAAUCUCUUAAAUUUUCUCCACAAUGUGUCCACAUGUCUGAGUCUCCAUCCAUUCUGUCGUCUCUCUCUCUCUCUCUCUCUGUAGGCAGGUCUCCUGUUUGACAAUGGAGGGACGGUGUUUCUCAGUGUCUUCAUGUCCCUGUGGGCAGUCACUUUUCUGGAGUACUGGAAGAGGACAUGUUCGGUUCUGUCUCAUCGCUGGGACUGUGCUGAAUUUCAGGACAUUGAGGUCCACUUUAUGAAUAUCUGACCACCAUCAGAGAAAAGGCGUGGUUAACUUGUUUUACUGUGAAAGUUGAUGUUACAAUCACGUUCAUAAAUGCUGUCUAUCUGUUCUACAUAGGAACGACCCCGCCCAGAGUUUACCGCCAUGGCGCCGAUGACCAUGAAGAACCCAGUGACAGGGGCUGAGGAGCCCUACUUCCCUGAGAAGACACGGUUUAACAGAACUCUGACUGGCUGCAUGGUCAUCAUUGUCAUGGUGAGUCUCCUGACCUUUGACCCAUCCAGCAUGUAUUUGUCAGUGAUUUAUUUUGCAUAUUCAACAUUAAACUUUUAACACAUACAAUGAUGACGAUCAUUAAGUACAGAGAUUCCUUUGAACAAGAUCUGGAUUAACAGGCAAGUCUGCAGGAUGAAGUGUUCAAUAGCAAAGACAAUGGAGACAAUGAAAAGGUGAUAGAAUAAAAGGCAUACAAUCAAUGGUAAAGAAAAACAGAUCAAAUUUUAAAAAGAGACUUUUAAAGAGAAUAGAUGGAGGGAUUUGACAUGCUCCACAGAGAGCAGCCCAAGUUAAAGCUCCUGUGAGGUGCAUUUUUGUGGCUACAAACAGACUGAAAUCAGUAAUCAUGUUUGCUACUGAGCUUUAAAAGCAAACACAACCAUCAGAAACCAGUUUGAUCAUUUGUGUCCUGUAAUUGUCAAUGCCUGAGGUCACUCACAGGCACUAAGAGCAUCCUGAAAAAAAACACCUUUUUUAACCUUUUCCAUUGAAAGGUUCACAGUCAGACAACAUAAUAUACGCAUGUACAGAGCGAGAUUAACAAAAAUGGAAGAGGUCUAGAUAAAAGCCAGAAUCGACACAAACAGGAAGUUCCUUGCAGGAACUUGAAGCUCUAAGGUUUCCUGUCUAAUAAGGGCAGGGUUUGCUUUAUCCACGGGAUGUUGUUCGACUUGACCUCUUUCUGAGGAAACUGCCUGGAGAACAUGCAAGCAAGCUAGGCUACAGUUACCUGCAGAUGGGGGUUGACUUUGCAAUGUAGUAAUUCAACAAAUUUUCAUAGAUUACAACUGAAGUUCUUUUCUUGAUUUUAGUGUACUCUUUCCUGAGAAAUUUUCAGCACUUUGCCACUGGGAGUCAUCUGUGUAGUUUUUGUUAUUUCCCCUUUAGCAGCUAACCUAGUGUAUUUACUGUAGAUCAGGUCAACAGAUCCUCGUAUAAGCCGUAAAAACACUGAGAGCUAAACUCUAAAGAUGCUCCAACAUUCAGCUUUUAUGCUUUUCUGGCUCAACUGCUGAAUGUUGAAGAAAAUGGGCAACAAACAGCAUUAAGUCUUCAGUACAGCAGUGGAUUCUGGUUAGUGAUGGUCUCAGACUGUAGCAGUAUGUGAACUGCUGCUGGAUUUGUAUUCCCAAACAUCCAGAAGUGCUGUUCAUACCAGGUCUCAGUGCUGACAGACCGGAGUUUCCUCUGUUAUGGGUGUUAGUUUACACACCUGAACCACCAGGUAACUACCUGGUAAAUCUCUCCCUCUCUCCAGUUUGUUAAGAAGUUUUUCCACUUCAGUGCAUGGAGUUGGCUUUUCCUCAUAAACUCUGGCUCAUAAAGGUGUCCACAUGUGUCCACAAAUAACAGCAUGUUUUCCUCACAGUCAGAAUCACUCAUUAAUUAAUUUGGUCAUAUUUUUGUCUCUCUGACAGGUGAUCAGGGUGCUGCAGGUGGAGGAACACAUCUGUGUUUUGCAUCUGCAAACAGAGCAAAAAUGAACACAUUUUUUGAUGGCAAAGUGCUGGAAAAAUUUCUCAGUAGAGCAUUCUCUCUCAAGUCUCUCAAAAUUAGCUAAGUAACAUGUCGAAGUUGACCCCGUCUGCAGAAAACUGUAGCCUAGCUUGCGUGCUGUUAUAAAAAGUUUAUAAAUUAUUAAACUAAUCUCUAGAUUAGACAGACAUACACACAAGAGCAGCUGUAGACAAAAGCUGUCUCUGUUUUGGUUCCUGUAAUCCUAUACUAACAGGAGCUUAAAGGGAAAUGAUUUAAGUGACCCUGCAAGAAACCUAUUUACAAAAUGUUUUAGUCUUUGAUGAAAAUGUUUCAGAGUUCAAAAAGUAAGCAUCAAAUUUCUGUUUGCAGAUUAUUGUGGUGCUGAUGUUUCUCAUGGGCAUCAUUCUGUAUCGCAGCAUCCUCAGGAUCAUCAUCUACAGGUCCGGCAAUAAAUUUGUCAGUCUCUCUGUAAGUACAGCACAACAUAACUGGAGUUAUGUUUUUAAUCUUUGUGAUGUUAAAUUGAAAGAAAAGAGACUUCAGGAGCAACCCCUCAAUUUGUUGACUUCACAUGUUUGUGUGUUUGUUGUGUCCAGGCUGGCAGGAUAGCCAGUAUUUCAGGAUCCGUGUUGAACCUGCUGGUUAUCCUCAUGCUGUCCAGAGUCUACACUUCGUUGGCCCACAUCCUCACCCGCUGGGGUGAGUCACAGAUUUGUCCUUCCUCUCCUCAUCCACGGCUCAGUUUCUUUCAAGAAUAAUCUGAUUCGAUGUAACCCACCAAGUUGGAUUGAAUAUUGAAAAUCAGUCUUAAAGUAAUGAAAAGAAUUUGAAAUCAGAUGCAGUAUUUGUUUUCAUCCUGAACCUUUAGUUCAGAUUGUUUGAAAUGUUGGGAAGAUUGGGAUGACGUUAUAAUGUAAAUUCAGGAUUAUCCUGAUCUAACAUAAGGGCCAGAAUAAGGCUGACAGCCAGUGGCGAUUGCUCUAAGACUGCAAGGGAAGCUCAGCUUCCCUUAAAAUGUCACCCCCCCCCAAAAAAAAGAAAAAGUAGUGAAAUACGUACUGCUGUGUGUACAUUUCAUUAACUAAAUACGCGCUAGAAAGUCUUCAUCUUUUGUUCAGAAUCAGCUUCAUAUCACAGUGUGGUAAGAAGCUGAUUCUGCACAACUUCGUUCUCAUUCAUCCUCGCAGCGCCUCAGCGCUUUAAACAGCCGGACGCUGGGCUUCUGCUGACUUCAAUGUGGAAAGCUCAAAGUGGGUUGUUCCAGCAGCGAAACUAGACGCUCAUUGGAUAAAUGCUGGGCUUUGUCCCACCCAUCGGAUGCUCAGCUUCUCUGGAGUUCUAUGGCGAGGGGGCGGUCCCGACUUUCUCCCGGACUCCGAGCUUCUGCAUCCAUGAUUGGAUGAGCUGUCUGAGGCGAAAUCCUUUUUUGAUUGACAGCUAAACAAGCCAAUCAGCGAUCUUGAAGAAUCUACCAGAGCAUUUUCCAAGUUAUUCAUUCUGUUGUUCUUAACUGCUCCAGAGACUUUACCGAUCCUCAGCGACUUUUGUCUUUGUUAAAAACGACUGCCGUUGUGUUUGGCAACUCUUUUCUGUUACAUACAAAUAAACAAACACAAUAAUGAUGUAGGCCAGAAAAAUGAGCUUCCCCUCCUUGAAAGACCAGCAGCCGCCACUGCUGACAGCAAAUAUUAAAGACAGUCAGUGUGACAUUACUAGGGUGGUAAAGAAACAAACAUAGACUGUACAUACUGUGCACAACUUGACCCCACCUUCUGUCAUUGUACGAAUUUGAAGCUGAAUUGCUCUCGGUGUCUCCAGGAUUUUCUCCACUCCUUGGAACCAUCACUUGCGCAGUAGUGUUGUACACGUUCAGCAGAAGAGUCGCUGUGAUGACGCUCUGCACAAACAGCGUAUCCCCUAGACAAGCUACACAAUCUUCAUACGCCCAUAGGCUGUAUCAAGUGUCAAUCAUAGAAAACAUGAGCCCCUAAUAACAUGAAAAUGGAGCUGCACAGAAAUAAGAGGACUUGAGUACGAACCAAUCUUACAAUAACUACAUAUCAACAUCACAAGCAGGGGAGAGAAAAAAUUAUACUCCGUGUAAUAAAUUUCUAAAGUUUGACCACAGCUCAAUUAUGUUUGCUGGAGGAGGUGGGAUUUAGGACCUAUACUGCAGCCUGUCACCAGAGGGUGCUGUUCUCACUGAGGCUCUACCCAGCAAGGAGGCAUAUGACGUCCAUUCUAUAUACAGUCUCGGGGAACAAAGAGUUUCAUCUUUGUGAAAUAAUAAAAACAAACUCAUCUCAAUUUGUCCCAAAAUAUGUAUUUGGUCUACAUCAGCUGGUUGUGUGGGCUUUGGCGACCUCUAUGGGCAUAGUAUGUAGCAUGUGCUCUCUUUUUAGAGGUCUGGUAAUCUAGGCUUGGUAGUCUUUAAAAGUCUCUGUGUGGAUCAGAUUGUUUAGAAUACCGGACUGUAAAGUUUAAAUACUGUUUUUUGAGGUGUUAGCAGUCUGGGUGCUCACUCAGGUGAUGUUGUGUUUUCUGUUUUUUUGUCAGAGAUGCAUCGCACUCAGACUAAAUAUGAAGACAUGUUUAUCCUCAAAGUUUUCGUCUUCCAGUUUGUCAACUUCUACUCGUCUCCAGUGUACAUCGCCUUCUUCAAAGGCAGGUAAGUGACGCUGCAACCAAUCAGGACUAAACUCUCAGGUUCACCUGAACAGAUUUUUAAAAUUGUGUAAAUAUCUAUAAGUUCUUUUUUUCUCCAACAUCAAUCCUCCUCUUUACUUUUUUCCUCCCCUUCAAUAUUAUCAUGCUUUUUUCAUCAUAAAUAAAUAAUACAUGCUAUAUAAGUAAAAUUAGAUUCUCUUCAUUAUUUUUUCAAAAUCAAACUGAUUAAAUGAAGAGCUGGAAUCAGGAUGCCAGGCGUCUGAAGACAGAUGCAGCCGCUGUACUAUCAGAGAAGAUGCUGUAAUGCCCCCUGCAGCCUGAUUGUUAAAACAUCAGCUGAUCUUUAUUUUCACCUUCUACCGAAGUUCUCAUUGGCUGUUAAAGAUGCAGAAACAUUUACAAAUCUACACUUGAAUAAGUCAAACGCUCCAAGAGAUCAUCUGUGUCUGUGCAGGUUUGUUGGUUACCCUGGAAACUACAACACAUUGUUUGGAGUUCGCAAUGAAGACGUGAGUCUGUCUCAUUAUGAUGAUAAUAAUGAUGAUUGUGAUGAUGAUGAUAAUGACGAUAAUGAUGAUGAGGAAAAUGUUGAUGAUAAAGAAAUCAUAAAGAAGGUUUUCAUCCACAGAGAGCAGUAAUAGACAAAGACAUGUUAACACUGUUUAUGGGGUAACUUACUGUUGUAUUAGGGUAAAGACAUGUAAUGUUAAAAUGGUUGUGUCUGAGACGAGUGGGACCAUUCAGCCUGUUUCUAUGUGUUUGCUUUAAAGUGUGGGGCUGGAGGGUGUCUGAUUGAACUGGCUCAGGAGCUGCUGGUCAUUAUGGUGGGAAAACAGCUGAUCAACAAUGUGCAGGAGUUUGUCCUACCGUAAAUAACACACACAAGCGCACACAGACACACACACACACUAUGACAAACACACUGGGGUUACAGGGUUAUUGAAAUAUAAUUACAUAAGGAAAAUCUCAUCAUAACAUGGCAGUCAAAGUGGAAACCAAACUCUUACAUUAGAGAACAGCAUUUAUGGCUGCAAACAGGAUACUUAAUGUAGAAAAUAUGACAUUUGGCAAAACAUCACACUCACUUUUGAGAUUAAGAUAUGUGGUGCAAACACACCUUAGCUUCAGGACCUAUAACCCGAGUUUUGUCCUUGUUAAGCCAUUAAAAGUUCUCUGCCAUCCAUGACCUGAUAUCUAAAAUACAGUCAAAUCAAGAGACACAGCAACACAGAGCUGUGUCAUCUGCAUGGUUAUGGAAGUUGAUACUGUACCUCCUGAUGACAUUUCCCAUCGAUAACAUAAAGGUUAAAAGGUGUAGGACUUCAAAUUGAACCCCAGGGGACACCGCAUUUUAUUUCAUGGUGUCUAGAUGAGCAGUCAGUCAUGCUGACAUAAGAUUCUUGUCAGUGAGAAAAGACUGAUUGGUCCUGAAACCAGACUGAUCUAGUUCACAAAUACAAGAGACUUCAUAAUAUCAUUUAACUGAUUAAAAGCAAGCUUCUCUGAAGUUUCACUGAAAGACAUUAGGUUUGAAACUGGUCUGUGAUUGUUCAGCUUAGACAGUUUGAUUGUCAAAACCCACUGGCUGGCUGUUGGAGAGAUUUGUUUUGAAUUUGAUUAUUUAUGAGGAUGGAUAACAAGAAGAUAUUGUCCUCACAGAAUUAAAAAAACACAGCAAAAACUCUGAGGGUGAGUCUUUUCAAACUAACACUCAGACUGACAGAGGUUAUUUGGCAGGAAGCUGAGGUCAUGGUGGCAGAAGAGAAAAAUAAAACCUCGAGUGAAAGAGGAGAAGAAGGGGGAAGGAGAGGAGACUCACGGGGAGACUCAGGGGAAGGAAGAGGAGGAAAUGUCUCCAUGGGAGGCAGACUACCAGCUGCUGGUCUGUGAAGGACUCUUCAGUGAAUACCUGGAGAUGGGUAAGCUCUGUGUGCCUUAAUGUGAAGGUGUGAUUGAUACAGAGGUCAAGGUUCUGUACUCUGAUUGGCUGCCUCAGAGAGUGAUGUCAGACUGAAUAGAGAAGUUUUAUUGGUAUAUUUUUCAUCAUGCAGUGCUGCAGUUUGGUUUCAUCACCAUCUUUGUGGCGGCGUGUCCUCUCGCUCCUCUCUUCGCUCUGAUCAACAACUGGGUGGAGAUUCGUCUGGAUGCUCAGAAGUUUGUGACUGAAUAUCGCCGCCCGGUGGUGGAGCGAGCUCAGGACAUUGGCAUCUGGUUUUCCAUCCUUCAGUUUAUCUCACACAUAGCUGUUCUGAGCAAUGUAAGACUGUUCUGUCCCUACCUGCUUGUAGGUUUGUCUUUGUAUUUUUCUAACAGGCUGUUGACCAGAUACUGGUAUAAUCAGAACUCUUGAACCCAUCUUCUCAGGCCUUCCUCAUUGCCUUCACCUCCUCCUUCGUCCCUCGUCUGUACUAUCGUUACACCAGGGACAGCACACUGAGCGGCUAUAUCAACUUCACUCUGGCAACAUCACCGCGCAACUACAGCCAGCAGCACAUGACCUGCAGGUUUGCAACAGCACCAAAACAACAGUCAUUAAAAGCAGGAGCUGAACAGGCUUUCACUUUGCUGUGGGUUGCAGGUACCGGGGUUUCAGGGACGCGGACGGAGAAUACCUUCCUGAGUACUAUCACCUCCUCGCCAUUAGACUCACCUUUGUCAUUGUGUUUGAGGUCAGUUUAUCUCACUCAAUCGGUGAGAUAUGUUUUAUUUUUAUUAAUGAUCAGACCAAACAUAAAUCAAAAUCCCAUGAUGGGUUAAUAACAGGAUAACAAAAAGUCCACAGUAUAAUGAUUCUGGCAAAGAUCUCUCUGAUCAGUUCAAAUAUGGCCAUGCCGGGACUUUGGACUCUGAAUCCUUCAUUGUUGGUGUUGCUCUAUGACAUUAUAUGCUGCUUUAAAUCUGAUGCCAGCAAUACAUCUUAGAAAAGUCAUGUCAGGUUCAUAUUUCUCAUCCUGUGUCAUCAACUUUUUUUUUUUUUUUUUUUUUUUUACCAACCCUCCGUAAAGGUUAAGUUAACAGUGUCAUGAUGCUCCAAAUGUUUUUUAAUGGGGGACAUGUCAGGAAUGCAGACAGACCAGUUUAUCAGCAGGACUCUUCUUCUACAGAGCCAUGCUGUUGUAAUCCCUGAUGUCAAAAUGUGGUUUGUUAGUGUCUUGCUGAAAUAUGAAGGUCCUCCCUGAAAAAGUCUUUGUCUGGAUGGCAGCAGGUGUUGCUCCUAAACCUAUAGAUAUUGUUCAGCAUUAAUGAAUCCCAUGUAGUGAUUUCCACUCCAGAGUUCUAUCUAUUUUAAAUGCAGUGCUGCCUGAGGGCCAGAACCAAGACCAUCCAGUCUCGGUUUUGGUCAUUGUCCCUUUAGUACAGAGAUUUCUCCAGACUCUCUGGAUCUUUUAAUGAUAAUAUAUUUAGUAUAUGAUCAAAUCCACUCAUUCUUUCACAUUUGACACUUAGGAGCAUUAUUCUGAAACUGUUCAACUAUUUCCUCUCACAGUCUCUCACAGAGUGGUGAACCUUUUUCCAUCUUUACUUCUGGGAGACUCAGCCUCUCUGAAUGCCCUUUUUAAACAAAUAUGGGCUUUAACAUUUUAUAGCGUUCAGAGUUGAGCUUGUAAACGUUUACUUUAUAAGCACUUUUAAGAAGCCAUCAAGUCACCCAGCUUGUUUUUUUCUUUGAGCUGGUUAACGCUCUUUUUCUUUUCUUCAGCAUGUGGUCUUCUUUGUUGGUCGACUGAUCGACCUUAUGGUCCCUGACAUCCCAGAGGAGGUGGAGAUGAAGAUAAAGAGAGAGCAUUACAUGGCUAAAGAAGCCCUAGCUGAAAACCAGGUAACACUGAACUCAAAGUUGACUCUCCUGUUUUUACUCCAACUGUAGCUGAGCCCUACACAUUAAUCAUUUGUUCUUGUGUUUUGUGAUUCCAGUCUUUGGGGAAAGCUGCGAUUCCUGAUGAGAAGGAUGUGCGGUCUAAGGAUCUGAGACAACGUAGAGCCUCACCCCCCCAGAGCGACUACCCUUCCCCAAACCUGAAAGAAAUCCCUGAAGAGCAUGAAAUACCAUGAAGUUGCUGAAACAAAAAACUGUGCUGUCCUCCAAAUACCUCAGAGUCCACAUCUACAGGACUGAACCACAACCCCAAUUAGCUUCUCUGACAGAUCUGCAAGGCCUCUACUUCGGAGGCCUUGCUUAUCUCAUCUACUAGAUCUACUCGAACUGGGCUGGAUACAGACCCUACAAGGGUUGGCAGUAGCUCAGGAGGUAGAGCGGUCGUCCAAUAACUGAAAGGUUGGCGGUUCAAUACCCCUCUAUCCUGAGUCUGUCCAUUAUGUCCUUGGGGAAGAUACUUAACCCACCUUGCUCCCAGUGUGUGUCCUCUACUGGUGUAUGAUUGUGAGUGUUGUGUGGUGGUUGGAGAGGCCGUAGGCGCAAACUGGCAGCCAUGUUUCCGCCAGUCUGCCCCAGGACAGCUGUGACUACUAAGGUAGUUUACCACCACCAAAGUGUGACUGUGUGAACGAAUGAAUGAUGUACCCAAUGUAAAGUGUUUGAGGGUUUCGUAUAUAAAGUGCUAUAAAAUCUGAUGCAUUAUUUUUUAUCAUUAAGAAUAACAGGAUUAACGGGAUAAGCAAGAUUUACAAGAGCUCUGUACUAUAAGACUGUUGUAAAAAAACAGGAUGAUGCCUCCAAGACUUCCUAACCACUGUGUUGUGUUCACCACCAUAAAAUUAUUUGUGUGAAUGUUUUAAAUGUCAAGAUGCAAGUUUUUUUCAGGCAACGUGGAUAAUCUGAAUAUGUAAACUUAUGCCUGAAUGAUGCAAAUUCGUGACGCAACCAGCAUGCAACUCACUGUAUUUGCUUACGAGAGUUGAAAAAUCUGAACUCAGCAAAUCACUUUUGCUGCAGUAGCCAAUCAGCUCAGAGAUCUUCAGGUUAUGUAUAUCAAGAAUGGACUGGUGGAUGUUCCUUUAUCUGGAAAAUGGAGGGCAAACUGACUUUGACAGUAUUCGGCCACCUUGAACUAUUUGAUAAGAUCUUUUGUUUCCAUGGAAACAGGAAUAAAAAGAGAAAGAGGAGGGCUGAUUAUCUGGUAAAUUGUGAAAACACAACAAACCCCCUCAGUGAGGUCAACCUUUACCAUGUCUGAUGAAAACAUCAGACAUGGUUAAGGUUGAAGGAAACUCCUCCUCUCUGGCAUGAAUCCAUGUUUGGACACUGGCAAAGACAGGAUCUGACAUGUGAAUGAAGCAGGUUAUUCAGAAUCAAUUGACUCAAUACAGGCAUAUCCAUAUUCAGGCAUUAAAAUAUGACUUAAUCAAGUGGAUUAAUCAUUUUUUUCUGUGUCUGGUGUGAAUACAACAUCAAAUUUUACUCUGUUGUUCUUUUGAGAUCCAGCAAGCCUCAUUGAGAGCAUUUGAUGUAGGGGUUUAUGUAGUUUUCUAAAGGUUGGUUUGCUUUUUAAUGUUUCUCAUGAGGCCUUCUGUUGGUGAGGAGCUCCUGCAAGUCAUGUCAAAGUCCAGCAAGUCACGAACUUAAAGUCAAGGCCUCAUUGAAAUCUUGGAGCUGCCAUUGUAGAUUUCCCACAAGUCACAGAGCUCUGGUAUUCUUUGGGCCUUCACUUCUUGAAGAAAAACAGGAGGAGCUUUUGUAAGGAUGUCCUUGUGGAGGUCCAUAAAAAUACUGUAGAGUGUGUGGAAGUUAAUCUCAUCUGUUGUAGAUCCUAAAAACAGAACCCUGAAGACAUUUUUGCUGUCAGGCUGGCAUAAUGUGAAACAGUAACUUUUUCAUAGAGACAAAAAGCCUCACACUGUCAUCAUCAAUCUUUCCUCCAUUUUUCAUACAAUGACCCUCCACUCACCCAUUGUUGAUAUUUGUCCCCAGGUUAUCUCCAUGCUGAUUGGCUAUCGCAGUACAUUAGUUCAGAUUUUUCAACUCUUCAAGGGAAUGAAGUGAGUAGCGCAUUAAACAGGUCAUGAAACAAGGUCAUUUACGGGUAUAAUCCACUGAAUUCAUAGGAUUUGCUCUGCCACAUUUGCGUCAUUUAUGUCGUCUGAUAAGAACUUUCACCUUAUCACAUCACAUCUUUACAUUGACUUUACAUUGCACUUCACUUAUGUGAAACCUUUUAUUUAUGCUUGGUGUAAAUGCAGUAUUGACAACAGGACCUGUGAUGACCAUGAAGUGAGGCCGUUAAAGCGACUUUUUUUUUUACUCCCAUUUGGUAUCACAUUGAUAUUUAGUCAUAAGUGUAAGGUUUUUGUUGGCUAAAAAUUAACAUAUUUGAAUGUUUAUGUUGAGAGAGUGUAUCAUCACUGAUUAAGGUUUUGUUCAGGAAAGUGGAGCUCAGUUUGAUUAAUCAUUUGAAUGAAUGAUGAACCAUGAGUCACUGAUGGACAAAGUUUGAACUUUUGAUUGACUAUAACUUUAUAACAGCAUUUUCCGUGUGGCAAACCACAUAGAGCUAAAAGAGAAGAAUAUAAUGUUGUUCAUAUUUUUAUAUUUUUGAUAGAUUUGUAGAAGUAUGUUUAUUAUAGCAGAAAUGUAGAAAAUAUUUCAUUUCUGAUGGGCAAUUAUUUUCUGGAAAAGGUUUGUCAUUUUUUUGUAAAUAAAUGUCUUUCAG
Molecule: messenger RNA, 38219 nt
Organism: Xyrichtys novacula (pearly razorfish)
Lineage: Eukaryota; Metazoa; Chordata; Actinopteri; Labriformes; Labridae
Source: the annotation of a GenBank genome assembly